Symbiodinium sp. CCMP2592 is the source of this 3810-nucleotide messenger RNA. Lineage: Eukaryota; Dinophyceae; Suessiales; Symbiodiniaceae. The record is from the annotation of a GenBank genome assembly.
AUGAUCGAGUUGGAUAUGGAAAGAUCACAGAGCAAAGGUGCUCUAUACCUCCUCCAGAAGUUCCGGCGGCAAGAGAAAGACAUGCCAGAUACCCAGCAAGAGCCGACAAAGCUUGCCAUUGGGGUCGAGGGCGGGUUCUUGCCGGACGACAAGUAUGAGACAAUCAAGGAGUACUCCCUCUUAGUUGCUGCAGCUGGUGAGCGCACCACGUUGCCAUACCCCAGUGAGGACCUGCCGAUGAUUGUUUCCAGCGUGUGCGAGGCAAUCGUCGCGCACCAGGCCGAGUUGAUUCUGACGCUGGUGGGCUACGCUGUCGGCGUGGGAAAUGUCUGGCGCUUCCCUUACCUGACAUACACGUAUGGUGGAGGGGCCUUCCUGAUUCCGUACGGUCUCAGCUUGCUGCUGCUGGGCAUACCACUGUUCGUGCUGGAACUGGGCCUUGGGCAGCUGACUCGGCGUGGAACACUGGGAAUGUGGACCAAGCUUGGCUUGCCACGGUGGCAGGGAGUAGGCCUCGCAGCGAUGAUGUGCACCUAUCUGGUGGGCUUGUACUACAUUGUCAUCCUUGCUUGGACAAUCUUCUACCUGGGCAGGACUCUGGCUGCCUUGCCAUCCGGACAUCUGCCAUGGAGCGAUGUGGCUCCGGGGGUCACUUGCCCCACAAAGGAUCUCUACCUGCACAAGACAGUCGCGGACAGCGACAACCUGGUUGACAGCAUCACAGGUUUGCUGAAUCCCACCUUCGUUGCGAGUACAUGGUGCCCGGCGAAAUCCACCGACCAGCCGCCUGCAGACUACGUGCUGAGGACGCUACAGCCCACGAGAUGUCCAGCACGAAUGGCGAAGAUCUUCUGGGAAGAGCAAGCCUUGAAUCAAAGCAGCGGAUUGGACGAGCUCGGAGGCUUGAACCCGGGUCUGGUGGUGUCCCUGACCAUUGCUUGGUUCCUGAUUUGGCUGAUUGUUUUCAAGGGCGUCAAGUCCUCUGGCAAGGCUGUGUACGUCACAGCCACGCUGCCAUACGUCUGCUUGGGCAUUUUCUUGGUCCGUGCACUGACGUUGCCAAACGCCUUUGUUGGCCUGAAAUUCCUCUUUGAAGCCGACUUCAGCCAUCUCGCAAACCCGCAAGUCUGGAUCCACGGAGCUGUGCAGAUCUUCUUUUCCUUGGGUGUGGGUUACGGGUCAAUUGUGGCUUUCGGUUCCUAUGGAAGCAAGAGCGGAAACUUUGUCCGAGAUGCCACUUCUGUUGCGAUCGCCAACUGUGGCACCUCCAUCCUUGCCGGUUGCGUGGUCUUUCCCGUUCUGGGCUUUCUCGCUCAAGAGUUGCACGAGACGGACCCAUGUAUCUCCGCGGACAGCCUAGAUAACUUGAAGAGCAUUGGCUUGUCGGGAACAGGACUCGCCUUUGUCGCGUUUCCAAUUGCAGUGUCGCAGAUGCCUGGUAGCUUCUUUUUCGCUAUACUCUUCUUCUUCAUGAUGUUGCUGCUGGGCAUCGACUCGCAGUUUGCAUACAUCGAAACAUUGGCCACUGUUCUGGCUGAUGCCGGAUGGGGGGAGCGGCUCCCACGUCCAGCUCUGACAGGAUUGAUCUGCUUCGUCUCCUAUCUGAUUGGGCUCGUCUUCGUCUCUAGAGCUGGGAUAUAUUUCCUGGAUCUGUUUGACAACUACGUCAGCAUCUACGUCAUGUUCGCCGUGGGAUGUCUAGAAUGUGUCGGCUUGAUCUGGACUCGGCAGGGCCAGACUUGGGAGCGCUUCAAGUCAUUGUGCGUGGAUCACACUGGCCGCCACUUGGGCCGCCUCUACGAGGUGGUCUGGGGAUGGAUCUGUCCAGGGCUGUGCUUGUUGCUGGUGAUCGUCAGCAUCACGCCGCCCUUUGGGAAAUUGGAUGUCAUGGACGCCGUGUCGUCCAAACCGUUCCCAGAAGGAACAGGCUUUUUUCCCAGCUGGACAAUUCCUCUUGGAUGGACCAUUGCUUCAUUGCCCAUCGCUGCAAUGGCUGUGACUUGUCCAGUUCAGUUUCUGGGGUGUGAGAAGAGUGGGGACACGCAGAACCUGUGGCUCAACCUGUCCGAUGGGUUUAUCGGAGGCGGCCGCAAGUUCUGGGAUGGCUCUGGUGGCAGCAAUGGCGCCCUGGACCACUUCACAGAGGAGAACGCGAAGGGCAACUUUUACCCCCUUGUGGUGAAGCUGGGGACGAUCACGCCGGCAGGGGCCGACGUUUACUCUUAUGCGCCCGAUGAAGACAAGAUGGUGAAGGACCCUUUGCUUGCAAAGCAUUUGGAGCACUGGGGAAUUGACGUCAUGAAGAUGGAGAAGACUGACAAGACACUGGCUGAGAUGCAGGUGGACCUCAAUCUGAACUAUGACUGGUCGAAAAUCUGCGAAUCCGGAGACAAGCCCCUGGUGCGCCUCCGAGGGCCAGGUUUGGUUGGCCUCAAGAAUCUUGGGCAGUCCUGCUACAUGAACUCUUCGGUUCAGUUACUACUCGCACUGCCGGAAGUGAAGCAGCGCUACUUAGAUGCGGAUCUGAAGAUCCGAAGAUCUGCAGCUCCGGAAGUCCAGAACGACCUGCUGAGCCAGGUGGCCAAGCUAGUCAGCGGCCUCAACGGUCCACGAUAUGCACCGCCUCUGAAAGACGGUGAUGACGAGGAGGAUCCGAGAUUCUCGAUCCAACCUCAGAUGUUCCGCUCGCUCAUCGGGAGAGGACAUGCGGAAUUCUCGACUGCCAGGCAGCAAGAUGCUGCGGAAUUCGUCCAGUACUUCUUGGAGCAGAUCGCACGCCUCGAGCGAAGUGCUCUGGGAACCCGACUGGCUGGAGACAGCUCCACCACCUCCCUUUUCGAGUUUGCCGUGGAGGAAAGACUGCAAGAAAGCUCUGGCCAAAAGAGAGUGAAGUACAGCAAGGUCCAGCAGAACAUGCUCGGACUUCCAGUGAAGCUGGAUGAUGCCGAAAACCUCCAAGAGGUCACGGCUUUCAGAGCAGCAAAGGACAAAGAUGAGCAAGAGGCCAAGAAGCCCAAAACGGAAGGCGAGCCGGAAGAACCGAAGCCAGUGAUACCGUUAUCGUCGUGCUUGGCCCGCUUUGGAGCUUCCGAGGAUGGCGUUCAGUUCCGAGGCGUUUCCGCAUCCAAGACGUCAAGAUUGGCGAGCAUGCCCAGGUACUUGCUGGUGCAACUUCAGCGGUACUACGUGGACGAGAAAUGGCCAGAGACGCUGAAUCUGGAGCACCUGCGUGGCAGGGGCCUUCAGCCAGGAGAGGAGCCGAUGCCCGAGGAAGCGGAUGCUCCCCAGCCGGAAGCCCUGGACGACAUGAUCGUCGCUUGCUUCUCAGCCAAGAGCCUGCCUCUCCGCUCACAGCAUCGAAUCUUGACGAAGGCCACGCUGGUGUCCAUGGACAUCGUCGUCAUCCUGACUCUCUCUGGCCAGGCCAAGCGUGCCAGCCUGGCCGUGGGCAACUCCAGCGCCGAAGCCGCGAUCGCAUGGUGUUAUUCUCCCACUCGGACGACUUGGAAGGAGCUGUCGCCUCCCUGGGUGGCCAGUCCACCGGUGGUGCAAGCAUCACCGAAGGACUAUGACGACGGCGUCGGGGAGUACACACUGGUCGGCUUCGUGUCGCACAUUGGCAAACAUACCUCGCACGGGCACUACGUCUGCCACAUGCGGCGGGGAAAAGGUGACUCCUGGGUCAUCUUCGAUGACAGUAAGGUUGCGCAGUCUGAAGCUCCACCUCUUGAUCUGGGCUACAUCUACCUGUACAGGAGAAAGGACGCACCUGCAAGUCGCGGUGUUCUUGCUCUGGUUCAAUCACGUUAG